UUUGGUGUUUGGAGCGAGCAGACGACGAAGACCGCCACUCGACACAAUGGAUCCAGUCGUGAGUCCAUCGCAACGCUGUGCAUACAAAUCGGGCAAGUGCACGAAUGCGCGCACGCGCAAACUCAACGGUGGGCAGCACUCGCUCUGCGCGGUCCACCGAGAAAAGCAGAACGCCCACCAGCGCAAGAGCGACCGAAAAGCGCGCCAGCGCAAAGUGAUGCAGUUGGCCGCCGAUCCGUUCGUGUCAUCGACACCGUUCAUGCAAAUGAUCACGCACAUGCCCAAGGCCUACGACGCCAUCUCGUCCCCCGGCGUCCCCGUGGUGAAGUACGAGCCGUAUUGGACCAGCCACGUCGGGGACCAGGAUCAACAACAUCAGCACAUCGAUGUUUGGUGGACGCACCGCCGUGCCACGAUCGUACCGACAAGCGCUAUCGCGGUCUACAGCGAGUUCCCAGAGUCUCAAUAUUCCGACGCUUGGCUGUCGUCAGACGAAAUCAAGCCGCAAGCGCAGCCCGUGCGAUUGCCAUCGAUCCGCGAAUUAUUGCACCCCGUGUACGCCCGCGACUUGUUUCCGUCCCACACGGCAGCUUGAAGACUACGUUCUGCCAUUGUACAUGCUUACUAUAUAUGAAUUUGCUCGGAGCAAUAGACCCUUUUACGUGGUAAAUGGUAGCAACUCAAUCUCGUACACCUCUUCACGUCAGA
Messenger RNA from Saprolegnia diclina VS20, 708 nucleotides. RefSeq lists its product as hypothetical. The record is from RefSeq and is a predicted model, not a curated record. The transcript has a single exon. NCBI's taxonomy places the organism in Eukaryota, Oomycota, Saprolegniomycetes, Saprolegniales, Saprolegniaceae. Bases 47 to 595 code for a protein of 182 amino acids.